CAAUAGUAUGGCACGGAGGGCGGAGACGUGUUGCCACUUCCUAGGACGCUGCAGCGAGUGAGUGGGGGGUUGGUGAGGGCGCACCUGACAGGAGGAGUUGUCGGUGUACAGAGGACAGUGCCGGUCAGCUUGUGUGCCCAGCUCUGCCAACACAGGACCGCAGGAGCCCGCUCCCUUCUCACACAGGCACGACGGGCCCUGUGUGCUCCUGCACAGAGCCAUGUCCAGCCAGGAGAGACAGGUGCAGACAACAGGUGAUGAGAGGAGAGCGCCAGCAGAGGGCCCCGACCCCGGGGGAGCCAUGGCUCUAGGCCCAGGGGUGCCCAUACGAGGGAUCCGCAUGAAGUUCGCUGUGCUCACUGGAUUGCUGGAGGUCGGGGAAGUCACCACCAGAGACCUGGUGGACACCGUGUUCAACCUGCUUGUAGGGGGACAGUUUGAUCUCGAGAUGAAUUUCAUCAUUCAGGAAGGAGACAGCAUCUUCUGCAUGGUUGAAUUGUUGGACAAAUGUGAUGUCACCUGCCAAGCAGAAAUCUGGAGCAUCUUUACAGCCAUUCUGAAGAAGAGUAUUCGCAAUCUUUUGGUCUGCACAGAAGUUGGUUUGGUUGAACUGGUUUUAAACAGAAUUGACAAAGUUGACGGCAUGAUAGCAGAUCUGCUGGUGGACAUGUUGGGGGUUUUGGCAAGCUAUAGUCUUACCGUCCGUGAAUUAAAAUUGUUUUUUAGUAGGCUCCAAGGAGAAAAGGGACAAUGGCCUCCACAUGCAGUAAAGCUCUUGUCAGUGUUAAAGCACAUGCCUCAGAAAUAUGGUCCUGAUGCCUUUUUCAACUUCCCUGGAAAGAGUGCUGCAGCCAUUGCCUUACCUCCAAUUGCUAAAUGGCCAUACCAGAAUGGCUUCACUUUUCACACUUGGCUGAGAAUGGAUCCAAUAAACAAUAUAAACGUUGACACAGCAAAGCCCUAUUUGUAUUGUUUCAGAACAAACAAAGGACUUGGUUAUUCUGCCCAUUUUGUUGGUGGCUGCCUUAUCGUCACAUCCAUUAAGUCAAAGGGAAAAGGCUUCCAGCAUUGUGUGAAGUAUGACUUCAAGCCACAGAAGUGGUACAUGGUAUCAAUUGUCCAUAUCUAUAAUCGAUGGAAAAACAGUGAAUUGCGCUGUUAUGUGAAUGGAGAACUAGCUUCGUAUGGCGAGAUAACUUGGUUUGUCAACACAAGUGAUACGUUUGACAAGUGUUUCCUUGGGUCUUCUGAAACAGCUGACGCUAACAGAGUGUUUUGUGGGCAGAUGGCUGCUGUAUACCUUUUUAGUGAAGCACUCAAUGCUGCUCAAAUUUUUGCAAUUUAUCAGCUGGGCCCCUCAUACAAGGGUACAUUUAAGUUCAAGGCAGAGAGUGACCUUUUUCUUGCCGAGCACCACAAAUUGUUGCUGUAUGAUGGCAAGCUGUCCAGUUCAAUUGCCUUCACAUAUAACCCACGAGCUACAGAUGCUCAGCUUUGCCUGGAAUCAUCUCCUAAAGAUAACACCUCAAUAUUUAUUCACUCCCCCCAUGCCCUGAUGCUUCAGGAUGUCAAGGCUGUUCUGACACACUCUAUUCAAAGUGCAAUGCACUCCAUUGGAGGAGUCCAGGUUCUCUUCCCUCUUUUUGCUCAGCUGGAUUACAAGCAGCAUGGUUCUGAUCAAAUUGACACAUCAGUCUGUUCAACACUUUUGUCCUUCAUUUUGGAGCUGCUGAAAAACUCUCUCGCUAUGCAAGAACAGAUGCUGUCUUCAAAGGGCUUCCUUGUAAUAGGAUACAGUCUUGAGAAGUCUUCCAAAACACAUGUUACCAGAACAGUACUUGAUCUCAGCCUUGCAUUUUCAAAAUACCUGAGCACUUUGCACAAUGGAGUCCCCUUACUGAAACAGCUCUGUGACCACAUUCUUCUGAACCCAGCGAUAUGGAUCCAUACACCAGCAAAGGUACAAUUGGCCUUGUAUACCUACAUGUCUACGGACUUCAUCAGCACAGUUAAUAUCUACAAUGCAGUGCGGCGAAUCGGCACUGUUCUCCUGGUGAUGCACACACUAAAGUACUACUACUGGAUUGUUAACCCCCAGGACCGAAGUGGAAUCAUUCCUAAAGGGUUGGAUGGACUUCGGCCUAACCAAAAGGAGAUCCUUUCUCUCAGAGCAUUUCUGCUCAUUUUCAUCAAACAGUUGGUAAUGAAGGAUUAUGGCGUGAAAGAAGAUGAACUGCAGGCAAUUCUGAAUUAUUUGCUCACAAUUCAUGAGGAUGACAACUUGAUGGAUGUUUUGCAAUUGCUUGUUGCACUGAUGUCUGAGCACCCAAGCUCCAUGAUUCCAGCUUUUGAUCAGAGAAAUGGAUUAAGGGUGGUUUAUAAACUGCUGGCAUCAAAGGGUGAAGGAAUACGGGUUCAAGCUUUGAAAGUCCUGGGAUACUUUCUGAAGCAUUUGUCUCCAAAGAGGAAAGUUGAAGUUAUGCAGGCUCAUGGAUUAUUCUCUCUCCUGGCUGAGAGGCUGAUGCUAGAGGCAAAAACCAUCACAGUCACAACAUACAAUGUGUUGUUUGAGAUUCUUAUUGAACAGAUUAGCACUCAGGUGAUACAUAAGCAACAUCCUGACCCUGAUUCAUCAGUCAAGAUACAAAAUCCUUUGAUCUUAAAAGUUAUAGCCACUCUACUGCGGAACUCUCCUCAAACUCAAGAAGUCAUGGAAGUAAGACGGAUGUUCCUGUCAGACAUGAUAAAGCUUUUUAAUAACAGCAGAGAGAACAGAAGGAGCUUGCUCCAGUGCUCUGUGUGGCAGGAGUGGAUGCUGUCGCUAUGUUACUUUAAUCCCCAAAACGUUGAGGAACAGAAGAUCACAGAAAUGGUCUAUGCCAUCUUCCGCAUCCUUCUUUAUCACGCCGUGAAGUAUGAAUGGGGUGGAUGGCGUGUUUGGGUGGAUACAAUCUCUAUCACACAUUCCAAGGUCACUUUUGAAAUGCAUAAGGAAAGCUUGGCUCAGGCAUUCAGAGACUACGAAGGUCAAGUUGAUGAUGAAAUAGGACCCGGACCCUCAAGCCCAAUACGCACCGUUUCUGGAAACAGCAGAACAUUUGAGAGCAGGCCUCAGACUCCACCUUUGGAACUCACAGAGGCGCCAUUAAAUAUAGAUAAUUCGCUACCUGGUGAAACUGUAGAAACAGAAGAGAGAGAUGAAGGGGAAGACAACAAUUCUCAUAAAGAAAACCUGAAACAAAAAGAUGGUGAAGAUUUUGCAGAAGUUGAUCUAACAGAAAAUCAAAAUGAGGUUCAUGUAGAUGAACAAGCUACUAGUAUGCAAGAGCAUACACCUAGCCUUGUCCUUCCUUCAAAUGAGAGUGAGGAUAUAGGGGUUAAUUGUAUUGUGGCUGAUACAGAUGGUUCUACAGAGAGUUUAACAAAAGAACUGGAUGAUGGGGAAAUCAAAUCAAAUGAAUAUUUGAAUGAAGGAGUGCAGAGUUCAGACUUAUCACUAAAGGUUGAGACUUCAGUUCAGAGUGAAAGCUUAGAAGCACAGGAGAAGGCCACCUACACUGAAACUAGUAGUGAAUUAGAAAGUUCACAGGUAGUGUGCGCUAAUAUUCCUGACACGUUGAAUGUACAUUCCAGCAUAGUUUCUACAGACACUAUACCACAGGAGAGUGCCAUUCAAGAAGUCAUUACAGCACCAUCUUUGCCCACGGAAAAUGUUGAAUCUUCAGUACCUAUAGAGGAAGGUGCAGUUUCUAGCAGUACAAAUGGCUCAAAUGAUAUUGGGGAUAAAAAAAGCAGCACCAUGGAUGCUCAGAGCUCUGAUAAAAAAAUUGCCAAGCUUGAUGUGUCAAGUAUUGCUUCUGAUACUGAAAACUUAGAACUAAAAGCCAGUUCAAACGGUGAAUCGGAUCAACCUCUGAAAGUGUUACAUGAGGAAGCUGUUAAGCAGCCAGCAGUACAUGAGAUGAACCGAAUGACUUCCUCUGACAGCCAGAGAAGAGAUUCUAGAUCUACAAUGUUUCGAAUUCCGGAGUUUAAAUGGUCAAUAAUGCAUCAGCGGCUACUAACGGACCUUUUAUUUUCCAUAGAAACUGAUAUUCAAAUGUGGCGAAGUCACUCAACAAAGACAAUAAUGGACUUUGUGAACAGCAGCGAUAAUGUUAUUUUUGUACAUAAUACAAUCCACCUUCUAUCUCAAAUAACGGACAACAUGAUUAUGGCGUGUGGUGGUAUAUUACCAUUACUUUCUGCUGCAACCUCUACUACUCAUGAACUGGAAAAUAUUGAACCUACCCAAGGUCUUUCUAUAGAAACAGCUAUAACAUUCCUUCAGAGAGCAAUAAGUCUUGUAGAUGUCCUUAUUUUUGCAAGUUCAUUGGGCUUUACAGAUAUUGAAGCUGAAAAAAAUAUGUCAUCUGGGGGCAUCUUACGGCAGUGCCUUCGAUUAGUUUGUGCGAUUGCUGUUAGAAAUUGUCUGGAGUGUCAGCAGCACUUGCAAUUAAAAUCCACAGGAGAAAAUAUGAAAAACCAGAAGGCAAUUCAUGGCCUGGUGGGAAUAGCAAAGUCUGCUGCAAAGAGUCCAGUUGACAUACUGACAGGUGGAAUUUCUCCCGUCCGAGACUAUGACAGGCUUCUACAGGACAUGGAUAUUAACAGACUGCGAGCUGUGGUCUUCAGAGAUGUGGAGGACAGUAAGCAGGCCCAAUUUCUAGCACUGGCUGUUGUCUACUUCAUCUCUGUGCUCAUGGUAUCUAAAUAUCGGGACAUCCUGGAGCCUCAGAAUGAGAGAAAGCAGUUUCAUGCCAGCACCCCUUCCGAGCAUGUGGAAAAUGGCAGUGCUGAUGCUGGAACAUCAGAUUCUCUACCCAGUACCAUGCCAGCAGCUUCAGAGGAUUUGGAGAGCUCUAUAUCUGUAAGAAGAAGAGACUCUGGUAUUGGUGAAGAACCAAUUUUGGUGUCCGGUUGUAAUUCAGAGACGGGAGCUGGAACUGAUCCUGUGAGUUCAGGACCAGAUGCAAUUAGUGAAGUAUUGCAUACCCUGUCUUCGGAAGUCAGAAAACCUAAUGAUACUGUAGGUGAUGGGAAUGGAGAACAGUCCACUACCAAGAAUGUGAAUGUAAAAGACAUUCUUCGGAGCCUGGUGAGCUCUUCAGCUGAAGAAUCCCUUGUUGACCCAACUUUAUUACCCCCCACGUUCCUAGGAGCACUUGGUGACCCUGCUGCUGAGCAUUCAGUACAGUUCCGAUCAUUUGACAGGAGUGUCGUUAUAGCACAGAAGAAAACUGCUCCUGUUGCGGCUACUGUUGGGCCUGUCCCUCAAGCAGUCAGUGUGGUAUCAUCCUUAGAAGCCUCUCAGUCUGCAGAAGCUGACAAAGACUCAUCAGGUAGUGGAUCUUCUAAUUCAAAACUGCCAUCUGUCCAAGCUGUUGCAUCUGUUCCAGAAGAUUCUGCAUCUCACAUGAGUAUUACAGAAAGACUGGAGCAUGCUUUGGAGAAGGCUGCACCACUGCUGAGGGAAAUCUUUGUGGAUUUUGCACCAUUUCUGUCUCGCACUCUUUUGGGUAGCCACGGCCAAGAGCUGCUUAUAGAAGGAACAAGUUUGGUUUGCAUGAAGUCCAGCAGCUCUGUGGUCGAGUUGGUGAUGCUUUUGUGCUCUCAGGAAUGGCAAAAUUCUAUUCAGAAGAAUGCUGGCCUUGCUUUUAUUGAACUAGUUAAUGAAGGAAGACUGCUGAGCCAAACUAUGAAAGACCACCUGGUAAGGGUAGCAAACGAAGCUGAAUUUAUCCUGAGUAGACAGCGAGCAGAAGAAAUACACAGGCAUGCAGAGUUUGAGUCAAUUUCUGCACAGUAUUCUGCAGACAAGAGAGAAGAUGAAAAGAUGUGUGACCAUUUAAUAAGGGCAGCCAAGUAUAGAGAUCAUGUGACAGCAACCCAACUCGUACAAAAAAUUAUCAAUAUUCUCACAGAUAAACAUGGAGCUUGGGGAAGUUCUUCAUCAAACCGUCCCCGGGAAUUCUGGCGCCUUGACUACUGGGAAGAUGACUUGAGGCGCCGUCGACGAUUUGUACGGAACCCCCUUGGUUCAACACAUCGUGAAGCGACACUUAAAGCUGCCAUAGAUCAUGAUCGAGAAGACGAUGCCCUUGUGAAAGGAAAACAAUCCAUCAGGAGCCAAGUUGUGGGAAGUCAAAACGUAGAGAGUGAUAGCCUUUUGGAAGUGGAUGAUGACACUUUGUCUUCACUGGAGGAGAAGGACCUUGAAAACGCGACAGGUCCGGUGAGCCUGAGCACUCCUGCUCAAUUAAUAGCUCCCUCCAUUGUGAUGAAGGGUACUCUGUCCGUCACAUCCUUCGAGCUUUACUUUGAGGUGGAUGAAGAUGAUCCCAACUUUAAGAAAAUCGAUCCAAAGAUUUUGGCCUACACUGAGGGAGUGCAUGGAAAAUGGCUCUUCACAGAAAUCCGUGCCGUAUUCUCAAGGCGAUAUCUUUUGCAGAACACAGCCCUGGAAAUAUUCAUGGCAAACAGAGUUGCAGUCAUGUUCAACUUUCCGGACCAAUCUACAGUGAAAAAAGUAGUUCACUGCCUCCCCAGAGUUGGAAUCGGCACGAAUUUUGGGCUUCCUCAAACCAGGCGCAUCUCCCUAGCUACUGCUCGGCAGAUAUUUAAAGCAUCAAAUAUGACUCAGCGUUGGCAGCACAGAGAAAUUUCAAACUUUGAAUACUUGAUGUUUCUAAACACAAUAGCUGGACGGACCUACAAUGACUUAAAUCAGUAUCCAGUAUUUCCUUGGGUCAUCACAAACUAUGAAUCAGAAGAGCUGGACCUUACUCUUCCAAGCAAUUUUAGAGACUUGUCCAAGCCUGUUGGAGCACUGAACCCAAAGCGAGCAGCCUUCUUUGCAGAGCGCUAUGAAUCAUGGGAGGAUGAUCAAGUUCCAAAGUUUCACUAUGGCACCCAUUACUCUACUGCUAGCUUUGUACUGAGCUGGCUUUUAAGAAUUGAACCGUUUACAACAUCCUUCCUGAAUUUCCAAGGUGGAAAAUUUGACCAUGCAGAUAGAGCAUUUUCUUCAGUUUCAAGGGCAUGGCGUAACUGUCAGAGAGACACCUCCGAUAUCAAGGAGCUCAUUCCUGAAUUCUACUACCUCCCAGAGAUGUUUGUCAACAUGAAUAACUACAACCUUGGUGUAAUGGAUGAUGGCACAGUUGUUUCUGAUGUUGAACUUCCACCAUGGGCAAAGUCUCCUGAAGAGUUUGUUCGUAUAAGUAGACUGGCCUUGGAAAGUGAGUUUGUGUCUUGCCAGCUCCACCAAUGGAUUGAUCUUAUAUUUGGCUACAAGCAGCAAGGACCAGAAGCUGUUCGAGCACUGAAUGUGUUCUAUUACCUUACCUAUGAGGGGGCUGUGAAUCUGAGUUCCAUAACAGAUCCUAUCCUGAGAGAGGCUGUGGAGGCCCAGAUCCGGAGUUUUGGACAGACCCCAUCACAGCUGUUAAUAGAGCCACAUCCUCCCAGGAGCUCAGCCAUGCAGGUGUAUCUCCUCCUGCAGAGUCCACUGAUGUUUACAGACCAAGCUCAGCACGAUGUCAUUAUGGUUCUGAAGUUUCCCUCCAACUCUCCGGUUACUCACGUUGCUGCGAAUACUCAGCCUGGAUUGGCCAGUCCUGCAGUCAUAACUGUCACAGCUAACAGGCUGUUUGCUGUAAACAAGUGGCAUAGUCUUCCUGCCCAUCAAGGUGCAGUUCAGGACCAGCCGUACCAGUUGCCAGUGGAGAUCGAUCCUCUCAUAGCAAACAACACAGGAAUGCACAGGCGACAAAUCUCUGACCUUUUAGACCAAAGCAUCCAGGUGCAUUCUCAGUGUUUUGUCAUAACAGCGGACAACCGGUUCAUUUUAGUCUGCGGCUUUUGGGACAAAAGUUUCCGUGUUUAUUCUACUGACACGGGAAAACUGACUCAGGUGGUGUUUGGACACUGGGAUGUUGUGACUUGCCUGGCUCGAUCAGAGUCAUAUAUUGGAGGCGACUGUUACAUUCUCUCAGGAUCACGGGAUGCUACGCUGCUGCUGUGGUACUGGAAUGGAAAAAACAAUGGCAUUGGAGACAAUCCAAACAAUGAAUUUGCUACUCCUCGGGCAAUCCUGACUGGUCAUGACUGUGAAAUCACCUGUGCUACAGUUUGUGCAGAACUUGGCUUAGUGAUCAGUGGCUCCAAAGAAGGUCCAUGUCUGAUACAUUCUAUGAAUGGAGACCUUCUGAGAACGCUAGAGGGUCCAGAAAACUGUAUGCGACCAAAAGUUAUUCAGGCCUCAAGAGAAGGGCAUUGUGUUAUAUACUAUGAACGCGGCCUUUUCUGUGUGUUCAGUGUAAAUGGGAAACUUCAGGCCACAAUGGAGAUGGAAGACAAUACACGGGCAAUCCUGUUGAGUCGUGAUGGACAGUACCUUCUCACAGGAGGGGACAGUGGAGUUCUCAUGGUAUGGCAAGUGUGUGACAUGAAGCAACUAUUUGCCUAUCCAGGCUGUGAUGCUGGCAUCCGAUCCAUGGCCCUGUCUUAUGACCAAAGGUGCAUUAUUACUGGCAUGGCAUCUGGAAGUAUUGUACUAUUCUACAAUGACUUUAACCGCUGGCACCAUGAAUAUCAGACAAGAUACUAAUACCAGGGAACAUAGCGAAUUGAUGCACUGAUACAUCUCCCUUCCUGCAGGCUGUCCCAGCCAUCUGCCACUGCAUAGGUCCUUAUAAAUGGCUCUAUUACAUCUGAAUGUAAUUUCAAUGAAAUUCAAAUCUGCAAACUAUUUUUAGAGUUAAUUGCUAUUUUUGUAGACCUUGCUUUUUUUUGUGGUGAUGAGAAACAAGCAGAAGCGUAAAGGCUGCUGGAAUUCUGUAGUAAAACAAAUAUAUAUAAAUAAAUAUAUAUUUUUAGUCCUAAGGAGAAGUUUAUUUUCAUCUGUGUAUUUGGGAAACACGUUUCAAAUGGUGACUGAAUAAUACCAGCUGGCUGUACUGCCAGCCAGGCUUAGCAUUUUUCUGAUUUUGAUUUUAACUAAGUGGAUAAGGGUUUUUUCAAGGGCAUUUUAAACUGCUACCUUUCUUAUAUUUUAUGCCAUUCUACAGUACUUUUCUCUUUGUUUUCUAAUGAUUGUAAUAUCAAAGCACUGAAAUAUUGUCAAGUGACUUGUAAAAACUAUAGUUUAUAAUCAUUUAUUGGAACUGAUACAUUUUGAAGUAAUUUAUGCAUUUGAGUGCCCAAGCAGUUUUAGGAAAACAUUAGAAAUUCUUCUGAUAAAAUUAUUAUUUAAUUAUUGUGAACAGGCAAUGUGAUUCUCUACAUAAAUAGCAGAACAUCCAUACAAAAUAAUGGUCCUUAGAGUAUUCCCUGGGACAUGGCUGCUCACUUAGUUCAGAGGUGUCUUAAAGUUGGGAUGGUCAUCAAAACCCUGCUGCACACUCCCCCUGUGCUGCACAUUUGGUUGAAUUAUGGCAUGCAUCCAAGUGCCUUAGUACUGCUGGGGGUCUGACAUAUUGUUGGUUACCAGUCAAUCAAAUUGCAUAGUAGGAGGAUGUGCAGUUCAUUCAGCCUCUUUUUACCCUGGAGGCAGCUCGUCAUGACUGAUAACUUGGAAGGGUUUUGAUGACCAGCUUAAAUUUAACAAACUCUACUGAAACUUUCAGAGAGGCCAAUAGAAAUAAAGCAGGGUACACUCUUUUUGGGGAACAGACAGCUACCAUUUAUUAUGCAGAAAAUUCAAAUUAAUACUUCUAAGACUCAUUUAAAAAAUAAAAUGCAAAAUUAGAGCGGAGAUGUUACUUAUAGUGACUAAUCAGCUACCUGUUGUUAUAUUUGCUGGCAGGUAAGAAUACUUAUUUUGUUGGCACCACCAGUUUUUCAUUUCUCUGAUUUUUCCAGUUCUCCCUUAAAUUAACUCCAUAAAGUAGAAAUUGGUAUAAUAUCUUUUUUAUUUUUAAAAGGAAAGUGGUCAUGAGACAAACUUGAAGGCUACCACUGCUUACCUCCUCUACUGAAAAUGCUUGUUACCUGACCUAUAAGAAGUAUGCAGCCUUUCUGCAUACUAGUUCUAGUAAGGACUCAUGGGACCACCAUAACUGCCAGGCAACUAGCAGGUAUCAUGACAGGUAAACUCAACAAGCCUAGAGCCAGUGCAUGAUUCAGCCUCUGCAUUUUAGAUUUGUUAAGUUAAUAAAAGUUUCCCAAAGAAAGGCCUUAAUUUUUCAAUUCUGGUUUAUGGCUUUUGUGUGCACUUGGCACUGUCUAGUGAGAUCAAUCCAAGAAGUCAGUGGAGCUGAUGUUGCUUCACUCAUAGAGGUAUUUCUUUACAUUUGUAUUUGACGUUGAUAUAUAUCAGUGCAUACAAGGCAUCUUAAAAUGUUUAACAGGUGACAUGCAUUUUUCUUAUGUUAUAGGUUGUAUAUCUAAGGACCACAGUCAUAUUUUACUCUUGUCUACAUUUUCUAGAUCAGUCAGUCCGGGUUACUAUUUCCUGCUAGUUCUAGAACCAAAUCAUGUUUAUAAAAUAGUUUGUAAACCCUGUUUGGCUUAAUACACCUUAACAGGUCUAAAGUAAUAAUGUAAACUAAAAAAAAAUUGUUGUUACCUAGUCUUACUUUUCUACAAGAUUGCUGUGGAGAAUUCUGUGAAGCUAUAUUUGUGAAGAAAAAAAUACUGUAUUGUUUCAUAAGUCUGUAUUGCAUAAAGAUUUGUUUGUGAUUUGUGAUCUGUCUGUGGGCUGCACCCAUUUUCCUGUUUCUGGGCCCAGGAUUUGUCUCCUUAAUGGUACAGCUCACCAUUUUGUAUUCAUUCAGUGACAAUCUUUCAUUAGCUCAAGUGUGGGAUGAAGUAAGUUUGAAUGGAAAAAAUAAAACACGAUUUGUAAUUCUAAA
This is a messenger RNA of Rana temporaria (common frog), 10895 nucleotides long. RefSeq names its product LPS responsive beige-like anchor protein (gene LRBA). Gene Ontology annotation, biological process: intracellular protein localization. The coding region runs from base 221 to 8650 and encodes 2809 amino acids. The transcript has 56 exons. Gene Ontology annotation, cellular component: membrane; cytosol. Lineage: Eukaryota; Metazoa; Chordata; Amphibia; Anura; Ranidae. The record is from RefSeq and is a predicted model, not a curated record. Gene Ontology annotation, molecular function: protein kinase binding.